Messenger RNA from Striga asiatica, 300 nucleotides. The record is from the annotation of a GenBank genome assembly. Lineage: Eukaryota; Viridiplantae; Streptophyta; Magnoliopsida; Lamiales; Orobanchaceae.
AUGUCCCAGUCACCAGUUAAGGAGGCAAAACGGUUAGAUAUUCUCCCCCCUUGUUUGAGAAACUCGAUCGUGGGUUCCUGUGUGGCUGAUCCUGAUCCUGGGGCUGCCAGUGUAGAAUUCAUCCCUGUGAAUUCAUCCCAGUCACCAUGUAAGGCGGCAAAACGCUUGGUGGUAACUCUUGACGAUGUUCCAAAAGAGUCGACAAGUCUCCAGUUGGAAUUGACUCUGAAUAAGCUGGCAAACUCGAACUACACAAACUCUAAGGCAUCAAGGGCACUGGCUCCAAAUGAAAAGAAGUAG